CAUACUUGUCAGAAUUUUCUUGCUGGAUUAAUUUGCUAUAUUGAGCUUCUUCAUCAUUUGAUGUGAUGUCAGCUACUAAUAGCACAAUUAUUUUGCCACUAAGCACUCGCAUCACUUUGGCAUUUUUUAUGAGCUUAUUAGCUUUUGCUAUAAUGCUAGGAAAUGCUGUGGUCAUUUUAGCUUUCGUGGUGGACAAAAACCUUAGACACCGAAGUAAUUAUUUUUUUCUUAACUUGGCCAUUUCUGACUUCUUUGUUGGUGUGAUCUCCAUUCCUUUGUACAUCCCUCACACGAUGUUUGACUGGAACUUUGGGAAUAAAAUCUGUGCAUUUUGGCUUGUUAUUGACUAUGUUUUGUGCACAGCAUCUGUGUAUAACAUUGUGCUCAUCAGCUAUGAUCGAUACCAGUCAGUCUCGAAUGCUAUAUCUUACAGAGCUCAACACACUGGGAUCUUGAAGAUCGUGGCUCUGAUGGUGGCUGUCUGGGUGUUGGCCUUUUUAGUGCAUGGGCCAAUAAUUCUAGUUUCAGAGUCUUGGAAGAAUGAGGAGAAAGAUUGUGAACCUGGAUUCUUUUCAGAAUGGUAUAUCCUUGCCAUCAUGUCAUUCUUGGAAUUCCUCCUUCCUGUCUUCUCAGUGGCUUAUUUCAAUAUAUAUAUUUACUGGAGACUAUGGAAGCGUAGUAAUCUAAGCAGGUGGCAAAGCGGUGCUGGACUCACUGCUUCCGUCUCUUCCAGUAACUGGGGACGCUCAUUCAGUUCUAGACUGUUUUCAAGAACGUCUCUUCCUGAACCGAAGGAAGGGGAGGAAGCAGCGGCAUCCUUUCGUUCCAAGAGACAGAGCAGUCUCCCGUUUUCUUUAAGAACUCAGAAGAAUAGCAGCAUAAAUGCUUCCAAAACGGGUUCCCUCUCCCAAUCAGAUUCCCUAGUUCUUCACCGAAGGGAACAUCUUGAACUGCUCAGAGCCAGGAAAUUAGCCAAGUCACUGGCCAUUCUCUUAGGUGUUUUUGUCAUUUGCUGGGCUCCCUAUUCUCUGUUCACAAUUGUUCGUUCAAUUUAUCCCCCAGGUCAGCGUCCUGAAACAACUGUGUAUGAAAUCACAUUUUGGCUUCAGUGGUUCAAUUCCGUUGUCAAUCCUAUUUUGUAUCCAUUGUGUCACAAGAGUUUUCAGAAGGCUUUCUGGAAAAUACUUUGUAGGAAAAAGCAACCCAUAUCAUCACACAAUCAGUCAAUGUCCUCUUAAAGAUAAUUUUAUUGCUUACAUAAAUUUUAGUCUUAAUCUCACCGAAAUGAAUUUGAUCUGGCAUUCAUCUUGCCCUUUCCAUUCUACCAGAAAAGUUCAUAAAAUCAUAAGACUUGAAAACUUAAAAAGAACACGGAACCUGGAAGUCAGUGGAAAAUUAUUCCAGUGAAUAAUAAUAGUAUAAUUAUAAAUUGACAAUUACAUUUUUGUAAACUCAUAGCCAAAAUAACAGCAUAAUUACAAAUUGGCAAUAACAUCUUUGUAACCUCAUAGCCACGAAAGCACUGUAUUUUUCUUAGUCAUCACCUCUUCCUUCUCCUGUAGAUCUUUAUACAACAAUGAUUGUGAAAGUCAAAAGUUUUUGUUUUCUUUCUAUGUUCAGUGUUUGCUACAGUUUUAAGCGAAUUUCCCUUUUUAUUUUAUAGUGAUGCAAAGUUGUCAAGUUUUAAACUCAUUCCCUAAAGUAUACAAUAGAAAAAAGAGCUAUAUUGCCCUCUUUGCUGGGAGUGGACAACUCUGUAAUGAUCAGUGGGCAGGCGAGUUGGCCUUUGAGUUGGCAGGAGCAGCGAGUUAUGGUGCCCAGGAAGAGCAGAGUGCGUGUGUACUUCCAGACUCCAUAUUCCUGAUCCAGGAAGAGAAGGAAGUGUGGGAUGGUGGAGGAAAGAGCAGGUAACCACAGUUCUCAGAGUUCCUCAGUGAAGUCAUGUUGGAGGCCCAGCAAUCUAGGACGGGAGGGUGAAGGACAGGCAACAGUCACCAGUGGGUUGAAAGGAUGGCUUUCUCUAUUCCUUCCUGCCUCCUUCCCUUCUCCCAACUUCCACAUCGGCUAAAACUCCUCUGUGAGAAAAUACAGAAGAAAGAGAAAGGCUAAGAAAUGGAGAGAGGACUAUAUGAUUAAACCUGAUGUACCUGGUGUAACAUUCUCAUAA
This is a messenger RNA of Diceros bicornis minor, 2167 nucleotides long. It is a transcript of the gene HRH4, whose product is annotated as histamine receptor H4. Gene Ontology annotation, biological process: positive regulation of cytosolic calcium ion concentration; adenylate cyclase-activating adrenergic receptor signaling pathway; inflammatory response. Gene Ontology annotation, cellular component: membrane. The coding region runs from base 66 to 1238 and encodes 390 amino acids. Gene Ontology annotation, molecular function: histamine receptor activity. NCBI's taxonomy places the organism in Eukaryota, Metazoa, Chordata, Mammalia, Perissodactyla, Rhinocerotidae. The record is from RefSeq and is a predicted model, not a curated record. The transcript is spliced from 3 exons.